Messenger RNA from Hermetia illucens (black soldier fly), 2497 nucleotides. RefSeq lists its product as uncharacterized. The record is from RefSeq and is a predicted model, not a curated record. The transcript has 3 exons. The coding region runs from base 487 to 1731 and encodes 414 amino acids. Lineage: Eukaryota; Metazoa; Arthropoda; Insecta; Diptera; Stratiomyidae.
AGCCGCUCAUCCAAGUUCUCAACUGAACUCUUAUCAGCUGUCAUGUGUGUUGACAAUUAUCGUAUUGCGUACGAUUCGUGGGGGUGAAUUUUUGAAAAAAUUAAGUUUUUACUUUCCCGUGUCAGAGCAGACACCGAGCACAACGCAACUUACGGAUCUCAGCUGGAGAAUCGAAACGCAGAGGCAUCCAUUAACCUAUCGCCAGAGACCUUGAACACACUUUUCGAGUGAUAUCGCCAGAUUGCCAAGAGAGGAUACCGUCGAAGACAAACCACAGACUGAUAAAGGCCGCAUUGGGGCUUGCCUUAGUUUUUGAUAGAGAUUUAUUGUAAAUAACGCAGAAGCAUGUCGAGGUGCGCUCCUCUUUGUCACGUUUAAUGCUUUCCAUUGUGUAUGGCCACCGAGGGAGGGGAAAGUUUCGAGGGAGAAGUGCAAAAGUGAAGCAAUAACACCCAAAUUUUUAUUUGACACCACACCCAACGCCAAAUGGAAUUGCAAAUGCCAAAACAAUCGAUCCUGCAAACAGAGGUACCGCUGCUUCUACCAGACGUGCGUCUGCGGAAAUUAGAUAAGGAACCCAGCCGAGUGCACGUUGACAAACCACACAAACAUAAGCCGAAACUGAGCAAGACGCAGCCGAAAGAUCAACUCAAAAUACUGCAAAAGUACCGCACCAAGCAAUUGAAGUCGCGACACACUCGACAAGAGCAGGAAAAUCAAAACUUACCAAGCAAUAUGUCAGCUAAGCAUGACGAUCUCAACGCUAGAAUAAACAAAGAACGUUCCAGGAACCGUCUCGAAACUAAGGCCAGAUUGCAACAGUGGCCACUAGAUAGGGUGCUUCAGCAAUCAACAGACCAACAGACGCUCGUGCAGCAACCGGUGUUUGAGGCGCAAAUAUUGGAGCAACCUCAACUCGACGGGAAGGAGCAAGUCAUUUUGUUGCAAGAGCCGGGCCUUAAGUUACCAGAAAUCGUGCAAGUCACCAAUCAGCAAGGAAUCCUUCCACAAGAAGUGGUCCUCGUGUCGUACAACGGCGAGCCGGCCCCAAGCGAGACCGGGAUCAUCGCGUACGAUGAAAGCGGUCAAGUGUUACUUAUUCGCGAGUCCGACAUAAAGUCCGUCGAAUCCUACAAAAAUCAGCACCUAAUCCACACGUUUGACGGAACGACAUACAUAAUCGAUAACAAUACAGAAACUACGACCGUCGAGCCGACGUACAUUGUCUGGGACAAAUCUCUCCCGACGAGCAGCCCCUACUUGGUAGAUGGAGUGGCUUUGGCAAACGUUGUAGUGCCAGACGAGGAGGCGACAAUUUUCACUGAAGACGUUUCCGCCAAUAACACUUAUGGCUUUCAAGAUUGGGAUGAUCUCGACAUCUACCAGGCUAUGACCGCCUUCAGAAUAGCCGAGACUAGUGAAACUAACUCGGUACUGGCGCAACCGCCAAUCAUGUCUACCGUGGAGAAUCCGUCGCGCGUUCGAUUGACCCCAACAGACUUUAAGCUCACCAGGAAACCGACCGACCCUGUCUGCGCAAGCCAAAGCAUCGAGGAUAGCCUAGCGAAAAUCGGUGUGAUAACGACAGAAUCGUCCAACAUUCCAGCCACCCUCCAGUUGCCUUCAACCGUCACAGACCCGACGAUCACCUCGACAAUCCAGAACGUCACAAGCGAGGAGGAGGACGAAAGCAAUACAAUAAUCUACACCAACAACGAAUACUGGCAAUGAUCGGCGCCUGUCGUUUGGUUUGUCGCGAAGUUACUUGUGUCGUUUCGUCAAUGCAAUCAUUUGUUCUAAUUCUAGCGCGCUAAUACUAAUUGUAAAUGCAAACAGACAACUAGACACUGCACAACUCAAAUUCGCUCUGAAAUGAAAACAAAAUAAAUUGUUUUAGUAGAAAGUUUUGUAGUGCAACCAGUCGGUAUUGGGCGGUUCGUCUCGUUAUCUGCCGCGAGACGUAGGUGCUGCUGGCAGGGCAGCUGGAAGUGAUGAAUUCUGUGGCGGCUGCUGUGCUAUUUGUUAUCGGUCGAUAUUGUCGGUGCCGGAGAGCUACACUACCUCCCCGGACGCUCUUAAAUCAAAAGUAGGCUUUCUAUUUUCUGGGGACUUUAGCUCGAAUCCGCAGGAGGGGGAGGGGGGGGGCAGUUUUAUGAGUUAGUUCGUCUUUUUUCUUUCUUUCUUUCUUGAUAGGUUUUGCCUCACCUGAUGGGGUGCAAUUUUGUGGAGUGAUUUCAGAGUUAUAACAGUUCAAUUUAGGUUUAAUUGAUUUACUUGUGAUUCCUCUUUUAGGCGUUUCGAUUCCUUGCCAUAAGUUCUUCUGAAUUAUGUAAUUAAGUUCUUUUCUUCUUCUCUGCACACUUUAGGACUAUUUUAUCCAAAUGUAAAACAUGGAAAGUGAUGAUACAUAUUUAGUCAGUCAGAUAUGUUAUAAUUAUUUGAAGAAAUUGUCUUGAUAUAGUUUAAACUGAAUAAAAGAGUUUAUUAUUGAAAAUCA